ACGCCGCGCGGAUGAGAGAGUAACCCCGUGUGUGGUCAGACGGCACGACCGGCACCGUGUCGCUUAACGAGAAUAUAGAUACGAAAGAAUUAACCAAUGAAAAGGAGGAUCAAAUUAAUUAUUUGGCAAUUAAUAGUUACAGUGAAAUGUGAACGGAAGCGUUGAGGACAGUGUCCAUGAUUUAUUGUGAUUUUCAUUGUCAGCCAGAGGGGUUUCAUUGUUCUACAAGACUCUAGGGGAGAUUUCUCCAUCGUGCAUCGAUACUCAUACAUAUCACAUAGGGAUUAGGUAUUAGGUAUUCAAGUGCCAGUUUAUGGAGUAAUUAUUGAAUUAUCACCAUUGUUGGAGAUUUUUCGAGAGUCGCGACUUUUUUUUAUUAUUCCAUUGUGGAGAUAUUGGAAAUGACGGAGUGCAGGAUUCGGUGAAUUAUAUUCACCUUUAUCCCCUUGGUGUUUUAACCAUUUUUUAGUGUUUUUUUUUUUGAAAGAAGAGGGGGGAGUAGUCGUCUAAAUGGAUUUGAGUUAUUCUCUUACUUUGGAUGCUAUGGAAGGCUCGACGACGCAAACUAUCGACCCUAUUGCGUUUCGUACGAUUGCCAGACAACAAAUGUUGACUCGCCGAUUAGCGAGAUGUAGAAAGAAACGUUUGGACGUUGUUGACAAGCAAAAAUGAAGCUGCCAGAGCUACCGAAUAGGGAGAAGAGGCUGGAGCUCUUCGGCAAAUUCAUAAGAACGAAGAAAAUAGAACACCUCCAGGGGGAACAGGCACGGCAUGGACCUGAGCCAGUGCAUCCCACAGACUCGAAACAAAAAUUACAGAAGUGCCUGACAACCCUAGACCUAACGUCACUAGGUGUUGGGUCAUGCGUUGGUACAGGCAUGUACCUAGUCGCUGGAAUGGUGGCACGAAGUGUAGCCGGACCAGGCGUCAUCAUCUCGUUCAUUAUCGCAGCAAUGGCAUCAAUUUUCUCUGGUGCGUGUUACGCUGAAUUUGGUGUUAGAGUGCCACACACAACGGGCAGUGCGUAUAUGUACAGUUACGUGACUGUUGGUGAGUUAAUAGCAUUCAUAAUUGGAUGGAACAUGGUGCUUGAGUACCUCAUCGGUACCAGUGCGUGUGCCUGCGCCCUUAGCGCUUGUCUGGACGCCCUUGCGAAUGGGGCGGUUUCCGGUGCGAUAAGCAACAGCGUUGGAACAUUUUUUGGUCGACCACCGGAUUUCCUCGCUUUCGUAAUAACCCUCCUCAUGAUGUUGCUAAUGGCAGCGGGUGUGAAGAAAUCACUCAUCUUCAACAAUGUCCUAAACGCCAUAAACUUAUCAGUGUGGGUAUUUAUUAUGACUGCCGGGUUAUUCUACGUCGACUCAACCAAUUGGUCAGAGCACAAGGGAUUUCUACCCUUCGGUUGGAGCGGGGUGUUUACGGGUGCAGCAACUUGUUUCUAUGCAUUCAUUGGAUUUGACAUAAUAGCAACGACCGGUGAAGAAGCGACAAAUCCAAAGAAGAGUAUUCCACUAGCAAUUAUCUCUUCUCUUGCUAUUAUUCUCAUUGCCUAUGUGUCAAGCAGCAUGAUGUUGACGCUAAUUGUUCCUUAUGAUGAAGUUGACCAAGACUCAGCCCUCGUAGAGAUGUUUGGUCAGGUAGGAGCCUACAAAUGUAAAUACAUCGUGGCAGUGGGGGCACUAGCUGGAUUGUCAGUAUCAAUGUUUGGCAGCAUGUUUCCCAUGCCUAGGAUAGUUUACGCAAUGGCACAGGAUGGCCUCAUAUUUCGCAUGUUCAGCCAAAUUUGGCCAACCACUGGAACACCAGCACUGGCUACUCUCACAUCCGGAUUAGCUGCUGCGUUGGCGGCACUUCUCAUUAAAUUGGAAGUCCUAGUGGAAAUGAUGUCUAUUGGUACUCUGCUGGCCUACACCCUCGUAUCAACGUGUGUUUUAAUUCUACGUUAUCAACCCCACUCGACCAAUCUCAUUGAACUUCUGCCCCAGAGUCUACGUACACCAUGCAGGUCACCGACUAAAGAGACUCAAGGCAAUGGUCAAGCUCCUUAUGGCAAAGAAUUGAGACCAGAUCAGCUUACUAUUGCCCUUAACACUGUUCAAACGACACAAACUGAAAUAACCACUAACAGUAAUGGACAGCGUGUUACCGUACGACGUGUGAGACGAGCCAACAGUUCAUCACCCGACUCGGAUGACACUUACGGUGGUGAAGAGGACGAUGUGGGCUUAGGAAAAGACGAUCAGUAUUUAGUCAGUGAUAGAACGGAGAAUAAAUUUUAUGGGAGUGUUCACGCAGCAGCAGCCUCAUCAACGUGCGGUAGUGCCCAUCAGUAUCCUGGUACGACGCCAAUUAUCGGUCCACCACUCAAUUAUCUUCAGCGACGACUUCAGGCAGCGCAGUAUCUCUGUCCUGCAAUUUUUCCUUGGGUAGACAGAGGACCAGCGACCGAGGCGUCUGGUCGUUAUGUCAUGAAGAUGGUGGGAAUAUUGUAUCUGCUCAUUCUAAUCUUCGAUUUCAUCAUCGUUUGUGGCAUGGGCGGCAUGGGAACAUUCAUGACCAUUGUCAUGUUUUUAUUUUUAUUCGCUAUUAUUGGAGUUCUUCUUGCCAUAAGCAGAAAACCGCAAAAUAGAAAUACCAUUAUGUUUAUGACGCCGGGACUUCCCUUCGUGCCCGCGAUAGCAGUUACUGUUAACGUUUAUCUCAUAUUUAAUUUGAGCAUAUUGACACUGGUCAGAUUCACAAUAUGGAUGAUACUUGGUUUCAUAAUGUAUUUCUACUAUGGUAUAAAGAAUAGCAGUCUGGAGAGUGAAUCCGAAGAUGGUCCAGUAGAUUCCAGUAAUGCCGGUAAUAUAGAGUUAAAAAUUACCGAGCAUGCAGCAGGUGCCUCACCAUCCCACCAUUAUGCCAAUCAGGAUCGUAGUAUCUACGAGGGUCAGCAGUUGGAUGCAUUUGGCCAGCCUGUAUUUGGCAACACCAAUUUCGAUAGUGUUGGAUCAGUCCACGGAAGUACAACAGUCCAAACGCAUACAACAAAUACCAAAACAAAUCCACUCUUUGUUGCCCAGGAUAAUUUUCCAUCCUGGGAUGAUUGAGUGCACUCAGUUAUGAGGGCUGUACACGAAUGAGAGUGCGAAAUUUUGUGGAGAUGAAUGAGAAUGAAAAAUGAUUGAAAUAUUAAGUAAGAGAGAAGGCAGGCAUGUACCUAGCGCACGCAGCACGCACGCACGUACAUAAAACGCACGUCAGGAAAAAAGAAAAUGAAAAAUGCUAUACAAAAGAUAUAUAAAUGACCGAGGGCAAAUGUUUAUUGAUUCUAGAGGAUGAUACUACGAUAACGAAGAUUAAUUAGAAAAAUAUACUUUUGAUUGAUUUAGGAUAUCAAGUGCAUAUCUACGCAAUUCAUUAAUUCAUCCGGCGACUUCCAUCCAUCAAACAAAGUUUAGGGAAACAGAAAUGUUGAAGAAAAUGAUACCUUAUUAUUGAAAAUGAAUCAAUAUAUUGAUUGCCAAUUUCCUUGCAUUGUAAGUUUUGUCAGAGCCGAUGUAGUUAUUGCUGAUUAUUAUAUAUGAUGAAUGACAACAAAAUAUAUAUAUUUUAUUCUCUCAUCUGUCAUUGAUCGAAUACUGAUGGCGAGUAUUCAACUGUGUGUUGAAGAAUGCGUGAUAUCUGGAGUUAAACAAGUUAGAGAGGGAUCCCCAAUGUUGGAAGAAUUUUAAUAAAUCUCGUUCUGCCUAAGUCUAGUCUUGCCCUAGUGGAUUCCCUCUAUUUAUAUUAAAAAGACAUUAUAAUCUCAUUGUUAAUCAUCUGUAAUCUUUGCCAAUAUCUUGACUUCGAAUUUCAAUAAUGAUAAUGAAUAUUCGAUGUCUCUUUAAGAACUCAAGAAAUUUUCAACAAAAGUGAGAGAAUUCGUGUGGAUAAAUUUUUUCUACAUGCAAAACACCAUUAAUAUUUACUUUACUCAUGAAACAUUGAAAUAUCUUCCUUGCGGUGAAACCCAUACACCAAAUUAUAUAAUUUUCAUAUUUUCAAUCUCUGUGAAAAUUCUCCGCAUUCUUAUGCUUAUAACCGCAUAAAAUAAUAACGAGUUUAAUCAUUAUAAAUUACCUGUUUAUAACUGGAAGAUAUUAAAAAAUGAGAGAAAAAGAAAAUGAUAUCUAGAUAUAAAUACUGUCGGCAGGUACGAUAGUAUACCUACAUUUGCCAUUUGACUUAUCCCUCAGUUGCUUGAAUCUGCCAGGAAUGACGCUCGGUAUGUGCGUAUAUACCAAUAAUCCCAUAAACAUAAACGUAUUCAUCUAAAAUCAAUAGUGGUAUAACGAUAUUACGAUAUAUUGCAAUCGUUGACGAUUUGCACAGUCAAAAACAAAUAAAUAGUGAAUGACACCACUGUAUGUCGUAUAUAAUAGAUAAAUCUUUACUCCAAAUAUUGACGAGCCCUGAUACAAAUUGUGAAGAAUAUAAAUUGAAAUAUUGUUCAAUCAAUUCUAAUCAUCAUUGGUCAGUGAAUCACGAACGAAUGAUCAACAUUUAGAGAGAAGAAACAUGAAACAAAACUAUUAUUCUGUGAAAGAACAGUGCCUGCACCCCAGACGCUAGUUGAGCAUUAGAUACUAUCGUUCGUCAAAUGAAAUUUAUGGAAAUUGAGUGCAAUGAUGAAAAAACAAAAUGGAUUGUUUUAUGAUUAAUCAAUAAUUAUAGUUAAUUUCCAAAAUGAGAGCGAUCGAUGAAUUAUCCAUUGGCUAAAUUAUGAAUUAAGAGACGUAGAAGAGAAGGAAAUUGCAUUUGAGAAAUAAAAAAUGUUGCUUUUUUAGUUAGACUUUCAAAUUUUUAGAUAGGAGGACAAGGGCCUAUUUAACGUAUUACGCGAGUACACCGAGUGUUUUUGGCUGACUGAAUGGAGAAUGAUUGGAUAAAGCGGAAAAUAUUAAUCAAUGGGGGAAAAAUAAAGAGCCUCCAUAAGUUGCUAUUUUCCAUCCACAUUCUUGGAGGAAUGGUAUGCGUGCGUGUGUGCUUCCCUAUCCAACUGUAAACUCGCAAAAAAUUAGAAUCUUUUGUCAUGAUUAUGACAAUGAGUAAAUCAUAGAAAUAUGAAAAUUUUAAUGGCAUAACAAUUUCCACGAAUUACGAAAUGACAACCAUUUUCCAGUCAUUGUACGAUUCUCUAAACUUUGGAUCUCAGACACACGCAAUUGUGUGCCAGUUAUUAUCGUUACUAUAUGUAUAGUCUGACGUAUGGCGUACCACAAGAAAUGAAGAAUAAAUAAAUGACGAAGAGGAUUAAAAUUUGACAAAGGCAACCAGAUAUUUAACAUUAAUUGGAUGACGUCGAUUUUCACAGAUUUAAGUUUGUUGUUGCUCCCGUACAUCACAUCUUUAUUUCACAUUCAUUUGUCUUGUGUUUAAUUUAAUUUAUCAUUAGGGGGAGCUCAGCUCGGAAUGGUCCAAUUUUUUGGUAUGAAUACGAUGAAAAAAAAAACAAUGAGAAUGAUUGGAAUUACUGAAUUUUCCAUGUAAAAUAUAUACCCCUCCGU
This is a messenger RNA of Diachasma alloeum, 5531 nucleotides long. RefSeq names its product cationic amino acid transporter 2. The coding region runs from base 669 to 3092 and encodes 807 amino acids. Gene Ontology annotation, molecular function: amino acid transmembrane transporter activity. Gene Ontology annotation, cellular component: plasma membrane. The record is from RefSeq and is a predicted model, not a curated record. Lineage: Eukaryota; Metazoa; Arthropoda; Insecta; Hymenoptera; Braconidae. Gene Ontology annotation, biological process: amino acid transport; transmembrane transport. The transcript has 14 exons.